Molecule: messenger RNA, 3358 nt
Organism: Procambarus clarkii (red swamp crayfish)
Lineage: Eukaryota; Metazoa; Arthropoda; Malacostraca; Decapoda; Cambaridae
Product: very long chain fatty acid elongase 7
Biological process (GO): fatty acid elongation, saturated fatty acid; fatty acid elongation, polyunsaturated fatty acid; sphingolipid biosynthetic process
Cellular component (GO): endoplasmic reticulum membrane
Molecular function (GO): fatty acid elongase activity
Source: RefSeq, a predicted model, not a curated record
UCUCGGUAGCACUGGAGCAUCGCGAGACGGGUACUUCAUUAGUAGCCAGCCGGCCGGCCAGCAGUAAACAGCAGGAUGGCUCCCUCUCACAGUACGCCGGCCCCAGCACCGCCCCGCUCAAUCUCUCUCCACCACGAAAAGGAUGACCUCUCUGAACUCAAGAGGAACGGCUGGUGGUCCGCUGUGAUCACGACACUGAGCUUCUGCUUCGGCCAAAUGACUCUGGCCAGACAGCUUCCCCCCGACCCACGACAAGACUCCUGGCUGGUGAUGUACUCCCCUUACCCUCCUCUCCUCGUGUCUCUGGUGUACAUCGCUGCGGUCACCUGGUGGGGGCCGGCCCUCAUGAGGACCAGGAAGCCCGUCUCGGGACUGCGGAGCGUGAUGAUGGCCUACAAUGCCUUCCAGGUCGUCUUCUCAGCCUGGCUCUUUUAUGAGGCCGGAAUGGGCGGGUGGUUCACUAAUUACUCGUACGUGUGCCAGAUGUGCGACUACUCCAACAACCCUCAAGCCAUCAGGAUGAUGCACUGCGCAUACUGGUAUCACUUCUCUAAGUAUGUGGACUUCAUCGAUACGAUCUUCUUCGUGUUGCACAAGAAAUACGUACACAUCUCCUUGUUGCACAUGACACAUCAUGGACUCAUGCCCAUCAGCACUUGGUAUGGCGUCCGCUAUCACCCAGGUGGCCACAACACCUUCUUCGGGUUCCUCAACUGCUUCGUUCACGUGGUGAUGUACUCGUACUACCUGCUGGCGGCCAUGGGGCCCCGAGUCCGUCCCUUCCUCUGGUGGAAGAAGUACCUUACCGCCCUUCAGAUGGUCCAGUUUACAAUCGUCUUCUUCCACUCCUUUCAAUUGGCGUUCGUGGAGUGUGAGGUCCCGCCGAUCCUUAUGACCUGGGUUGGCUUCGUCUCCAUCGUCUUCUUCGUUCUCUUCGCAGACUUCUACAUCAAGGCCUACAGGAAGCGUGACAAGUGCAAGAAGACAGAGUCAAACGGAUCAGAGAGCAGCCCUGUUUACGUCCAGAGUUCUGACAACAGUGACUUGGCUACCAACGUCUCCAAGAGAACAGUGAAGGGAGUGUCCGGAGACAGUUUUAUAAAGGGAUAUACUAAUGGCGUUUCCAACGGCGUGUCAAAUGGCAACCGUAGCUGCAGGUCAAAUGGUAUCCCAAGCACUUCAGCAGCUGGCCACGUCUCAAGCUCGAUGCUCAAGGAUUUGUCUUCUAGACUCGAGGGUGACAUGGAUCUCCGAAGUCGUGUGUAGGUCCGUGCGGCCACCGCAUCGCGCGGCCUUUCUUUCACCUUUUUCUUCGUCUCUAGCUUACAUCGAGCUUAUCAGAAUAUGUAAAACUACCUCUAUUUUAAAUAUAAAUCACACUGUCACGUACUGAUAAUGUGUGUAUUUAUAGAUAUACUCAGGCCAGACAUUAGUCUCCUUUCUAGCUCUGUCGACAGGUCUUUGGCUAGGCUGUGCUGCUAGUGUUGGGAAUGGAGAAUUAAAAGGUCAAGGUCCUUUAAAAAAAUGGGGGGGGGGGUGGUGUUUAGCUAUGCACUAUCUGCUCUACAUCACCAUCUCACACAAUCUUCACCAUACGCAAACACAUUCACUACCUAAUGUUUUCACUGGCCAUGCAUUGAUGGCUAUCUUGAUGCGAUCUUCGCUCUCUGAUCUGAGUCUGUGAGCCAACAGUAUUAAGGCUCCUCACCCAGGUGAUGUUUUGGAGAAGGUCCCACUCCAUGUGAUCUUGACUAUUGCCGCUGACAUUAAUUUUGACUCUCUAAAACGUCAAGCUUCCGGGAGGUCGAAUCUAGCCUCCGAGGUCUAGGUUUCGAGGACCUGGAGGCAACACCAUUAAUAAUGUCCUUCAACCUCUUGAAACCUCACUAUCAUUAUGGCAAGUUGUAGAGUGUGGUGGUGCACGGGGAACACUGUACACCUGGGCCAGGAGUCGACAACCAUUGAUGCUAGAACUUACGACCCUGUACAUCUUUUCUCAAUCUUUAUGGCGCCUUCGUAUGCCGCCAUAAAUAAUAGUUUUCGAGCAUGGAAACUUGCCAAUCAAAUGUUCUUAUUGUUAUAAGAACCCUCCAGGUGCUACGCAGCUCAUAAACUGUUGAAUAAUUGUAAACAAAGCCGCCAGUGAUUGAGAACGGAUGUACAGGUUUCGUUAGCGAUUGUGUAUAUACUUGAUGACUCCGGCCCCGGGUCUCCUGAAGGGGUGGUUCGCUCUAGUGGAUGAUUACUGGAGAGUGGUGAUGCCUCUUGGCGUGGACAGUGUCCUGAAUGUACUAGUGAUAUUUUUUUAAAUUGCUUUUUAAUGAAAACCUACAUUUCUCUUCUGUUACAUUACACGGUUUUUAUUCUCCGGGUAGACGAUUCCACACCUUGUUAGUGGGGGUAACGAGGUUCUUGCCUGCAUAGGUAGGGAGAGGGAAGGGUGUGUGUACUCGCCUAUUUGUGCUUGCGGGGGUUGAGCUUUGGCUCUUUGGUCCCGCCUCUCAACUGUCAAUGCGUGUGUGUGUAUGUACGUACGUGUAGCCGAGUACUUGCAUCCUUCAGAUUCAUGCUUUACAAUGUUUUGCUACAAUUUCCAAACUGUUACAAGAGGAGUUCACAUAUGCAAAUGGUUUCAUGUGUGCUUUUUAAUUCAAUAUUUUCAAAUAUGCGGGUCUGUUUGAAACAAACUAUAAUUUUGUCUCACAUUUGUAUGUAAACUUUAUUUUCUGGGGUGAAGCAAUAUACACCUGGAAGCGUCGUCCACAUACAAAAGGACGUGUAUUCUACAUACAGUAUAUCGAAUAAUUUCCUUUUGUCAUAUAAAAUUCAUUCAUAAAUUAAAAGUAUAUAUUUACUCGGUUCUCACCAGACUAAGGAAGUGUUCAUUUGUAUUCAUAUCUAGUGGUGGUGAGGUUCAGGUCAUCUGAGAUGAACUGAACCGAACCUUUGAGGUUUAGCCGAGGUUUUAAUGGCUGAGAUGCAACAUAAAAACCUUUACCCAUCCUCCAAAAUUGAUAAUACUUGUAACAAUUAUGGCCAGAAUGCUUUGCAUCUUAGAACCUGUAUUUACCAUGCGACCUCUGUACCGUCAAAUAAAAUAAAUUUUUAACUAGUCGAAAAUGAACAUUUACGCUUUUGGGGUAAAAAUGUAAUUUCAUACCAUUUUAGUACUCCAAAUGUCUUGCGGAAAAUUGGAAGUAUACAAUCUAAUCUAACCUGUUUUAAGUAAUCUUAGGCCUAAUAUGCCAUCUUAGGCAUUAUUUAACGAACGUGCUGUAAUAAGCCUAAGAAAGUUUGGUAGCUGCCUUUUCUCCCCCCCCCCCCUGUCCCCCCCCUGUCCAACCACUUGGGCUGGACG